CUGCAGCUCUAUUCACGGCGGCGCCCGCGGGGCCCUUUCAUCCCGGGCAUUGUUCCGCGGGGCUGGUGAUGCCGCCGCUUUGUGCUGAGGUUUGGAGGGUGCUGCUGAUGCGACGCCCGGGCAGGCUGCUCCGCACCGGCCCUGCGGCACAGUCAGUGGCCGGGGGCCAUGGAGGUAGCGUAGCCGGAGCGCUGGGGAAAAAGCUAUGCAGGAUUCCCCCGGUUCUCUGGUGAUGGAUGGGUACUCCAGCAAUGUGCCAGCCUUCCUGACCAAGCUCUGGACGCUGGUGGAGGAUCCUGAAACGAACCAUCUCAUCUGCUGGAGCACUAAUGGCACCAGCUUCCAUGUGUUCGACCAAGGCCGGUUCGCCAAGGAGGUGCUGCCCAAGUAUUUCAAACACAACAACAUGGCCAGUUUUGUGCGGCAGCUGAACAUGUACGGCUUCAGGAAGGUGGUGAACAUUGAGCAGGGCGGCCUGGUGAAGCCCGAGCGGGACGACACCGAGUUCCAGCACCUCUGCUUCCUGCAGGGCCACGAGCACCUCCUGGAGCACAUCAAAAGGAAGGUGUCAGUAGUGAAAAGUGAGGAGACCAAGAUGCGCCAGGAGGACCUCAGCAGGUUGCUAUACGAGGUACAGAUACUGAGAAGUCAGCAGGAGAACAUGGAGUGUCAAGUGCAGGACAUGAAGCAGCAAAAUGAAGUGCUCUGGAGGGAGGUUGUUUCGCUCCGUCAGAACCACGCGCAGCAGCAGAAGGUGAUCAACAAGCUGAUUCAGUUUCUGUUUGGCCAGCUCCAAUCAAACCCCGGCAGCACCGGGAUAAAGAGGAAGCUCCCUCUGAUGCUGGAUAAUGGGAUCUCAACUCCGCAAGUGCCCAAGUUCGGCCGGCAUCUGCCCACGGACCCUCUCCAUGACCCCUAUUUCAUUCAGUCGCCAUCAACAGAACCUGCCUCAUGCCUAAGCAGCCCUGCAAUUGCUGGAGGACCCAUCAUCUCUGAUGUUACUGAAGCAGCACCAUCCAACUUAAUAAAUAUGCAACCCCCUCCUGAGAACGACAGGGAGAAGAGCCUGCUGCUCAUCAAGGAGGAGCCGGCGAGCCCCGGCGCCAAGGCGGCCGCGGAGCGCGAGCCGCCCCUGCUGCCCGUCGCCAUGAUCCAGUCCGUGCUGGAGGGCAAGGGCAGCGGCGGCGCYGCCGSGACGGGCGCCCUGGUGCCGCCGCCRGCCGAGAGGAGAGGCCGGAGGGCGCUGCUGGACAGAGCAGAUAUUCCCGACCCGCUGGAGGGCCCCGACCUGGGCCUGGAAGGCCUGCAGCUGCUGCUGAGGAGCCAGCAGUACAGCCUGGAGCCCRCCGGCGUCCUGGACGUCUUUAAUCCCAAUUUGUCCUUGGGCGAGUGGAAUUUGACCGAAAUGGAAGCCAGUUUGUCCCCGAUGCAGCGCCUCGCGGUGGAUCUGGAGAAGAGUGCAGCUGAGCUGCCCCCGAAGGCGUUCAACCCGCCCUUGAGCAGCGCCUGCCCAGGGAAGGAUGUCGUUCUUGAAAGCACCCAGCAGUUCCUCGCUGAUCGUCAGUCGGUCUUUGGAAGUGACCUUAUCAGCUUGCCUGAGAGUUCAUCGCUUUACGUUCCAUCGGAACACAUGGCUCCUUACCUGUCCUCCACGGCGGUCCAGGGGGAUAUCCCRUUAAACCUGAGUGCUUCAACUGAGAGCAGCCAGUGA
Nothoprocta perdicaria is the source of this 1711-nucleotide messenger RNA. RefSeq names its product heat shock transcription factor 4 (gene HSF4). Bases 206 to 1711 code for a protein of 501 amino acids. Gene Ontology annotation, molecular function: sequence-specific DNA binding; DNA-binding transcription factor activity. The transcript is spliced from 13 exons. Gene Ontology annotation, biological process: regulation of DNA-templated transcription. Lineage: Eukaryota; Metazoa; Chordata; Aves; Tinamiformes; Tinamidae. The record is from RefSeq and is a predicted model, not a curated record.